AUGCGCGCCUGGAUCGACGACCGCGGCCUCACGGUCGUCAGCGGCGCCGGCUGCUCGCCCGCGGAGGCCGUGACGCGGCGGUCGGGGGACCGCGCGUCCGAGAUCGACUACGUCGUCGUCGACGCCGGCCGUGGCGUCGACGUCGUAUCGUGCGCGACGGACGGCGACGACGACGGCCCGUUGGUCGACAUGUACGGCGGCGGGUCGUACACGACGGACCACCGCGCGAUCCACACGCGGCUACGCGUGCGCGUGCUCGAGGCGCGGCGGGAGGUCGCUGUUCCCCGGCGGCGCGUGCGCUGGGGCUCGGCGGACGACGCGACGAGGGCGCGCUACGCCGCGGAGCUGGAAUCGCGGUUGCGCGCCACGGAGACGGCGCGCCGCCGCGCAGCCGACGUGGACGCCGCGCUCGGCCUCGUGCUCGACGCCAUCCAGGGGGCCGAGGACGCGGUCGUCGGCGUCGCUUCGGGGCCGGCGCGGUCGCCGCUCCCGUCGUGCUCGUGGUGGACGCCCGCGGUCGCCGCCGCUUGGAGGCGUGUCGACGACGGCCGGAGCGCGCGGCGGUCGGCACCCGGCGCCGCCGCCGCAGACGCGGCGGACGCGGCGCUCGCCGCGGCGGCGGCGCAGUACGCCGAGGUCAAGGCCGCCGCCAUCGCCGAGGCCGCGCACGAGCUCCUGCUCGGCCAGGACCCGGGCUCGCACGAGGCGAGGCGGCUCCACGGCAUCAUCCAGACCGAGAUCCUGGGCCGCGCGGCGCGCGNGGCGACCCACGAGUGGGACGCCGUCCGCGCCGCCGGCGGGUCCGUCGCCGCGGGCGUCAGCGACCUCGCGCUCUUCCGCGCCGUCCGCCCGAGCCGCGAGUGGCGGCGGACCUGGAUCCUGGAGCAGCGCGCGGCGGGCGACCGGCGGGAGACCGCGCUCGUCGCCAUCUUGGGCGGGACGUGCCGCCUCGCGCCGCAGACGCGGCUCGUCCGGUGGGCGGCCCGGGGCCGCGAGCGGCCGGGCUACUGCGACCUCUGCGGGCUCUACGUCCGCGGGACGGCCGCGGACAUGGCCCACGUCUGCCUCGAGUGCCCGGCGUCGCGCGUGACGCGGCUCGGCCUGGAUGCUCCCCGACGCGCGUGGUUCGCGAGCGUCGAGAACGCCUACGGCCGCCAGGGCCGCGAGGCGGCGGCGCGCUGGUGGCGCGGCGCGCGGGCGCCGGCGCUCUCGUCGUGCUCCGACGUCGGCUUCGCCGCUUUUUUGGCCGCGUCGGGCGCACCGCCGCUCCCGCGCGGCGGCCUCGCGGAGCUGCGCGACGAUCUUGCUCGCGCCUUCGCGUCGACGUUCGGCGAGUUCUUCGUCGCCCACGCCAGCGAGAUUGCGGCGCUUCCUCCGCGGCGCUCGACCUGA
This is a messenger RNA of Aureococcus anophagefferens, 1392 nucleotides long. RefSeq lists its product as hypothetical. The record is from RefSeq and is a predicted model, not a curated record. The transcript is spliced from 2 exons. Bases 1 to 1392 code for a protein of 463 amino acids. Lineage: Eukaryota; Pelagophyceae; Pelagomonadales; Pelagomonadaceae.